AUAAAUAUAAAAUUAACGAUAUUCGCUGCAUAAAGUUUUGGAAUAAUGUCGGUUACUCAGGAUCGUCCCGAGUUAUAUGAAGAAGUUAAGCUGUAUAAAAAUGCCCGAGAAAGGGAGAAGCAUGAUAAUCAGGCAGAUCUGUAUGCCGUAGUAAAUACAUUGCAACAUUUGGAAAAGGCUUAUAUCAGAGACUGCGUUACGCCAAAGGAAUACACUGCAGCAUGUAGUAAAUUGUUAGUGCAAUACAGAGCAGCUUUUAAGCAGGUACAGAGCGAUCAAUUUCCAACAAUCGACCUCUUCACCAGAGCAUUCCGUUUAGAUUGUCCUGCUGCUCUCGAAAGAAUCAAGGAAGACAGACCGAUCACGAUUAAAGACGAUAAAGGCAACACUUCUAAGUGCAUUGCCGACAUUGUUUCGUUGUUUAUUACUCUUAUGGAUAAAUUACGACUGGAAAUCAAAGCCAUGGAUCAACUACAUCCAGAUUUAAGAGAUCUCAUGGAUACCAUGAAUCGUCUCAGUAUAUUACCCAGUGACUUUGAUGGCAAAGAGAAAGUUUCAGAAUGGUUACAGACACUUGACAAUAUGUCCGCCUCGGACGAAUUAUCAGAUACUCAAGUUAGACAAUUGAUAUUUGAUUUAGAGACAUCCUACAAUGCUUUUAAUAAAAUACUUCAUAAUUCUUAA
Messenger RNA from Cyphomyrmex costatus, 684 nucleotides. Its product is annotated as vacuolar protein sorting 28. Gene Ontology annotation, molecular function: protein-containing complex binding. Gene Ontology annotation, cellular component: ESCRT I complex. The record is from RefSeq and is a predicted model, not a curated record. NCBI's taxonomy places the organism in Eukaryota, Metazoa, Arthropoda, Insecta, Hymenoptera, Formicidae. Gene Ontology annotation, biological process: protein transport to vacuole involved in ubiquitin-dependent protein catabolic process via the multivesicular body sorting pathway. Bases 46 to 684 code for a protein of 212 amino acids. The transcript has 3 exons.